CCCGGGGAAGCCGGGCCGGGGUUUGAAAGGAAUGCUGCUCAGAUUUCACAGCUAAUGAUCAGUGCUAACUGCUACUGUACAUUUACCCUGUGGAUCUGGAUGUGCUUUGGGCUGCCCCAUGGCCACUGACCCAGCAGAGAGCUCCGGGAGCCACGGGAAGAGGCUGGGGUUGAGCCAGAGUCACAGCAGCUCUGCUUUGGACUAUUCAGGAGACACCUUUGAGUCCUUCAGCGGGGAGGAGGAGAGCGAAACACCUGGAUCCAGGUGUCCCACAGAGGAUUUGGAGGGGGAGUCUGUGUCAGAGGCGUUGCAAAGCUCAUCAUCACUGGCAAGCCAAAGUCCUGUAGAGGAGGAGUCUGAAGCAGUGGAUCCUGCAGCAGUGGAAAGAGCUGCCAUAGGAAAAUGGAUGGAUGCCAUGGGAAAAUGGAUUGAUCUGAAAAAUAAAGACACUGGGAUUGGGCCAGAUCAAUCUGUGAGCAGAACUCCUGCUGGAAUUCCUGCAUUACCCCACGGAGAACUGGAGGCUCUCAGGUCUUUCUGCAGCAGGAGGAUCAGCAGGAUGCGGCAGGAGCAGGCAGAGAGGUGCAGGAAGCUGCAGUGGGGAGUCCCAGCCAGGCAAACUGGGACAGGAGAUUCCUGUGCUGUUCCUGCCCAGCUGAUGAACAGGAUCCUGCUGGAAAACACCAGGGAGGCUGUGAGACAGGUGACAGAAGCUGAAAUCCACGAGGCUUCAACAUGUCCUGACUGCCAGCAGAAGGAAGCAGAGCUGGCCAAGGUUGCCUUUCUCAGGCAAAAAAAGACUCUGCUGGAAGGUGCUUUACUCCAAGAAAAAUUGGAAGAACAGUUUUACUCCAGAGACAUGCUCACACUUCUAGGAGAAGCUCUCAGAAGCUUUCCCAAACCUUCAGAGGAUCCCAGGGACUUGUGGCAAAGGCUGAAGGGUCAGGAAAUGGAGAGCCUGGAUUAACCAUAACUCCAGUAGCUGAAGAACUGGGAGAGCCUCCUGUGGGCAGUCACCUCCAGAAUUCCAAUGAUUUUGGAUCUGAGCUGCUCUGGCAGUGAUGGAUUGGGUGCUGGUUAAUAUUCCUGCAGGUGGAAGCAAAUCUGCCUGGCUGGGGUGUGAGUCAACCCUUUCUCCUUCCUCAAUGCAAAUGUUGCAAUAUAUUGUAAUCCAUCUCCAUAGGUUUCUCAAAUUCCAGAAGCCAACACUUUCCAUUAUUAAUCUGACAAGCCAGAAGUAUUGUUUUUUUUUUGUGGAAUUGCUGUGGGAUUGCAGAGCAGCUCCCAGCUGCUUCCAUCCAUAAGGAAAAUAAAUGAUUCUGUUUGCCAGGGUAGGGAGGUGUAAUUACUGCAUUUCAGCUCAGUCUUUGCCCACUGUCUCAUGGUAAAUUGAAAGUGAGAGCCCCAGGUGGAGGACAAAAAGCAAAGUUAACUAUAGAAAGCAGUAAAAUGAAAUGCAGUAUUUAUGGAAGGGAAAUAUGAGGCUCUAACAGAAAUUAAUCAGCAGGAGUGGGGAUGCCAAUGGGAUGAGAAACGAUAAUAAAUUAAUCAUGGAAUCUAUAUAGGAUAGAGAGAAAAAACCAACAGAUUAAAAGUGGAAUAAGAAUUAUAAGGAAAUACUUUGGAAUUUAUUGUAAUUUUUCAAGAUGACAAAAUCACUGUUGUUCAGAGAUGGAUCUGGGGUUCAGUCCACACCCAAAUAAAAUGGAAUUGUGCUGGGAA
Pseudopodoces humilis (Tibetan ground-tit) is the source of this 1722-nucleotide messenger RNA. It is a transcript of the gene C15H8orf48, whose product is annotated as chromosome 15 C8orf48 homolog. NCBI's taxonomy places the organism in Eukaryota, Metazoa, Chordata, Aves, Passeriformes, Paridae. The record is from RefSeq and is a predicted model, not a curated record.